AUGGCGGUGGUCGAGGGAGAUCGGGCUUGGCUGUGGCCGGACAAUGUUGAUGAUGGAGCAAAGCAAGAGGAUGUGCCUCAGAAGGUGAAGGCCGAUCUAAUCCUGGACCUGGUCCUGAUCAGCCUCUUGAGUCUCGUGGCUUGGAUGACCCGCAUUUAUCACCUUUCCAUACCAGCCAGUGUUGCCUGGGAUGAGACACAUUUCGGCAAGUUUGCCAACCACUACAUCAAAAACGAGUUUUACUUUGACGUUCACCCACCGUUGGCCAAGAUGUUGAUUGCUGGGGCUGGCUAUUUGACCAACUAUCGGGGAGACUUUGCCUUCAAGCAGCCCGGCGAUGCGUAUGAGCAAACACCUUACUAUGGCAUGAGGCUCUUAUGCGCCACCAUGGGCAGUGCAGUCGUCCCCAUGGGCUAUGUGGCCGUGCGAGUGGCGUCGAGUGCGCGCACACCCGCGCUUCUGGCCGCCAUGCUUCUAUUAGCCGAAACUUCCUUGUUGACUGCAUCACGCUUUAUUCUACUGGACCCAAUCAUGCUCUUCUUCAUCCAAGCUGCCCUCACGGCCACCUUUCUAUUUCGAGCCUGUCGCACACGACCCUUUGGUGUGUGGUGGUGGACCAGCUUGGCCACGACCGGCGUCAUGUUGGGUUGCGCCAUCAGUUGCAAAUUUGUGGGCUUGUUCAUCGUCCUUUUUGUGGGACUAUACACCGCCAACGACCUUUGGGAGCUAUGGGGAGAUUUGCGCGUGAGCAUUCGCACAUGGACGGCUCAUUUCGCGGCACGUGUCGGCACGCUGAUCCUUCUUCCCAUCAUCGUGUAUCUCGCCUGUUUCUGGCUGCAUUUUGCCGUGUGCUACCGAUCAGGGCCAGGGGAUGCCUUUAUGAGCUCUGGUUUUCAAACUACUCUUCAAGGCAGCGAGAUCUACAACCGAAGCAUGCCGCAGUAUAUUGCCUUGGGUUCGGUGGUGACAAUCAAGCAGUUUAGUCAUGCUGACAGUAUGAUUCAACAGCAACAAGUGACCGCCUAUCGGUAUCGGGACGAGAAUAAUCGCUGGCUCAUCAAGACAACAAAUCCGCUGAACGAGACGCACGACAAUUAUGAGGACAUGCACACACAAUACCUCAUUCGCAGCGGUGAUCGCAUCCGGUACGCUUGGUUCAUACCCCCGCCAGCCCUUCCUGUUGACCAUCAGAUUCACAAGGUGGUGACCUGUUACGGAGAUCAAGGCAUUGGCGACGUGAACGACGAGUGGAUCAUCUGGAAGGAAGAUGGGCAGCAUGGCGAUCACAUUCAGCCCGUCGUUGAUCGUAUUCGUCUGAUUCACGGUUGGGAGAAUGUUACUCGUCUCUGUGCAUUGGCAUCGACGGGCAAAAAGCUGCCCAAAUGGGGGUUUGAGCAGGAGGCUGCAAAGGCGCCGUUGACUUGCGUGAUUGCGUCUGACAGUCGUCCUGCCUGCCUUUAUGGAACUUUGAGUUUCACGAUAACUGGCGGUUUGAGAAAAACUUUUCCGUCGCUCAAGUGCAAAGUUUCUGGACCAGCGUAG
Monosiga brevicollis MX1 is the source of this 1542-nucleotide messenger RNA. RefSeq lists its product as uncharacterized. Gene Ontology annotation, molecular function: dolichyl-phosphate-mannose-protein mannosyltransferase activity. Gene Ontology annotation, biological process: protein O-linked glycosylation via mannose. Bases 1 to 1542 code for a protein of 513 amino acids. The transcript has 15 exons. The record is from RefSeq and is a predicted model, not a curated record. NCBI's taxonomy places the organism in Eukaryota, Choanoflagellata, Craspedida, Salpingoecidae. Gene Ontology annotation, cellular component: endoplasmic reticulum; membrane.